Tetrahymena thermophila SB210 is the source of this 2406-nucleotide messenger RNA. Its product is annotated as calpain family cysteine protease. Gene Ontology annotation, cellular component: cytoplasm. Gene Ontology annotation, molecular function: calcium-dependent cysteine-type endopeptidase activity. Lineage: Eukaryota; Ciliophora; Oligohymenophorea; Hymenostomatida; Tetrahymenidae. The transcript is spliced from 3 exons. Gene Ontology annotation, biological process: proteolysis. The record is from RefSeq and is a predicted model, not a curated record.
AUGGGUGGAGGAUCAUCAAAAAAGAAAGAUAUUAAUGAUAUUGAAAAAAACAACUAACAAGGUCCAAAUGGAUCAUCUUCAAAAAAAAAUAAUAAUGGUAAAAAUGGAUAGCAAAUAUCAAACAAUUCUCCAGUAAAAGGUGGUUAUAAGAGACAUAAGCAAUUCGAAGUUUCAAAAAUCCAUCUCCAAUCUCAUGAAUUGAAUGAAUUAAAGUGCAUGACAGCAAAUAAAAGAGUAGUAACUGAUUUUGUUGUUGGCAAUAAUAGGAGCUCUUAGUCAUAGUAUUAAUCUAUUCUUGAUUAGCUAAGCUAAGGAGAGGGACAACUUUAUUAUUAAGAUCCUAACUUCCCUGCUUAGCUAUCUUCCCUAACAAAGGAUAUAAAUACCUUUGAAAGAGCAUAAAAAUUGACAUGGAAGCGCCCUCAGUAAUUUAUGAUUCCAGAAAAAGGGAAGCCUCUACAAUACCAUGUAUUUUAAAAAGGAAUUGAGCCUAAUGAUGUCCUUUAAGGUGACUUGGGAGAUUGCUAUUUUAUGUCAGCUCUCUGUUGCUUAGCCGAAAGACCUGGCCUGAUCGAGAGGCUUUUUGAAACCAAAGAAGUAAACUAGCAUGGGUGUUAUUGUGUUUGGCUGUGUCACGAUGGUGAAUGGACUUAAGUUGUAUUAGAUGAUUUCUUCCCUUGCUUUAAUGAUGGAGGGCCUGCUUUUUCAAGAUCUCAUGACAACGAGCUUUGGGCUUUGCUUUUAGAAAAAGCUUAUGCCAAGCUUUUUGGAGCUUAUGAUAAAAUUGAAUCUGGUUUGGCAGGACAUGCAAUUCACGAUUUAACUGGUGCUCCAUAUGAAUAUUUUGUUAGAGACAACGAUAUAGAUUUUGAUGAGAAUGAUAUAUGGGAUUUCCUUAUUUAGAACCUAAUCAAUAGAAAUUAUAUCGUUACAGCAAGUUCUGAAUAAAAUACAAGACAUCUUGAGCAAAACUAAGACUAUUUAGGUAUUAUUAGCAAUCAUAGUUAUAGUAUAUUGGAUGCAAGAGAAGUUACAGAUAGUGAAGGAUAAAAAGAUAGAAUCAUAUAGAUCCGUAAUCCAUGGGGAUAGUUUGAAUGGAAAGGAGAUUGGAGUGAUAAUUCUUACAAAUGGACUCAGCGUUUAGCUUAGGAAUUAAAAGUUUAAGAAAGUGAUGAUGGUAUUUUUUGGAUGAGUAUUAAUGAUUUCUAAAGCAAGUUCUCUCAGAUAAUGGUCUCAAAGGUUGAAAAUAAUUAUAAAUAUAGCAGUAUAAGGAGUAGUAAAGCACCUGUCUAAGAAAAAGUUACAGUGAGAGUCUUUACUAUGAAAGUUUUUUCAAGGACUAAGUGUUUUAUUGGUGUUUCUUAAAGAGACAAGAGAAAUUUUGCUAAAAAUCCAAAGUUUAAAAAUUACAAUUACUCUUUAAUGAGAAUUAUUGUAUCAAGCUUAGAUAGUGAUGGUCAUGAUAAGUCAGGGUAAGUAGAGAAUUUCGUUGGAUCUGCUUUUGAAUGCGAAAGGGAUAUUUCUUUUGAAACUCAAGAAGCAUUAGAGCCAGGAACUUAUCUUGUUUAUGUAGAAUGUGACUGGACUUAAGAUGAUGUCCGUGAAUUUGUUGUUUGGUGCUAUGGAGAAAAUCCUGUAGAAUUUUUAGAAAUUAAAUCUGCAUAAAAUGCAUUAACUUCUACAACACCAAAAACCAAUAAAUAAUUCGGCGACAGCGCUAUAAUAUACGAAAAUUUAGUUGAUGACUUAAUUGAAUCUCAUUAAGAAUGCGAAGAAUAAGACAGAAUUCAUAGAUAUAACGAUUAAAUUUAUCGUACAUGUGGUUCAGUCUGUGGUUAUGUAUAUUUUCUUUAUGAGAAUGCAUCAUAGGAUGUUCAUCUUCGUGAAGAACUGACUAUGAAAAAUUAUUAAUAUCUAGAAAUAUGUUCACCUAAAUCAUUCUCUGAUUAAGUUAAAGUGAAUGUAGCCCCAGGUGAUAGGUAGGUUAUAAAAUAUAGAGUUGAUGCUCGUGGUAGAGGGGAAUAUUCUUACCAAACAUCUGUAAAUUAUAUAUUAUUGCAGCAUGUAGAUCCUGAUGAUGAAAGUAAAUUAAUGCAGCUUGCUUUACUAUCUCCCUCUAAAGUUAAAUAAAGAGAAAUGCAUGGACACUAAAUGAAGAUAUUUGUACACACUUUUGUUUAUUACGGAGGAGUUUGUUUCUUAUACAUUAAUAAGACUUCAUCUAAGACAUAUGUGGAAGAUUUAGAGUUGGAAAUUCACAAUCUCGAUAUCAAGAGUGCUGUCAACGACCCUGAAUGCAUUCAUAUAGAAGUUCCUGCUCAAACCUAGUGGCUUCUAAAUUUAGUUACUAUUGAUUUAAAAGAAGAAAUAGCAUAUAAACCAAAGAUGACUUACUACCUAAAAUGA